CUCCAGGAGAAGCGCGCGCUCUCUCCUGUCCACGCGCCCCCAGCAGCAGCAUCCUCUGCUGCGGGACUCUGUUAAAGUCAAACCCGCUGCGCUGGGUGUUUCCUUCCUGUUGCUAUCAUUCGUGCUUUCCAUUCAUCAAUAAGGGAUUAUUGGCUCCGGUGGAGCAGAGAUGGAGCGGUCCCGUUAGAAGCUGAAGUCUCCACAGUCCACCGGCGGCGGCUCCUGAGUUGCUCCCACCCCGCUGAGAGAGCGCCUCUCCCCGCCUCAGGGAACAUGGGCUGCGGCUUGAGGAAACUGGAAGACCCGGAGGACAGCAGUCCCGGGAAAAUCUACUCCACCCUGAAGAGACCCCAGGUGGAGACCAAGACAGACACCGUGUAUGAUUAUGUUCUGCUGGACUUCAGUUUGGAAGGCAGCCGUCCUACCGUCCAGUAUGUGUCCUCCCUGUCUGAGCUGCCUCAGGCCCUGCAGUCCUUCUACACCCAGGGCUACGUCCUGGCCACCCUCCACCCCAUCAUCCUGUCCCUGGGCCGGAGCCGCUCGCUGCCCUUCAGCCUGCUCUACCGCGCCGUCCUGGCCCGUCCCAGAUCCAGCAACCAGAUUGCGUCCACGUGCCACAGCGCGCCAGUGCUGAGGGUGGAGGAGUGGCCUUUACCCGGGGACUCGCUAACUAGCGACACGGUGCGGGCGCUGAUUGACAGGGUGAACAGCAGCGCACGAGGAGGCGUUCAGUUCGUUGGCUCCGUCCUGCAGCAGGUGAGCGGCGUCACCAACGGGCGCGUGCACAGCCCCAAAAGAGGCUGCCGCUCCCCGCCUCGUACGCCGCCCCAAACACCACCUGGAGACAGAGAGCAGGAGGAGCACGCCUACAGUCCAGACUUGAGUCUGCUGGUCUUCUUCCAUUCCUGGCCCCCAGGCUGCAUUCCUCUGGACUCGUUGGGCUGUCAGUACCACCAGGGGGCGCUUUCUAUGCGGGUCUCCAGAAAGGGCCAAGUGGUCAGUGCGCUGGAGGCUGACUGGCUGGAGCUGACCGCUGCUUACUACCGCAAAGGCUGGACGCUGGUCGACUCCUUUGUGUACUGGGACACACCUAAAGGCGAGCCGGUUCCCAGAUCUCUGGAGGGACUGUUUGUGUACGAAGAGCGGAGCACCGCCCCUCCCCCUAACGACACCAUCGUGGUGGAGCAGUGGACCGUCAUCGAGGGCUCUGACGUGAAAACGGACUACGGGCCGCUGCUUCACACCCUGGCUGAGUUUGGUUGGCUGCUCACCUGCGUGCUGCCCACCCCCAUCAUUCGACACGACAGUGACGGGAACCUGGCCACAAAGCAGGUGGUGUUCCUGCAGAGACCGGUCAGAACCUCCACAUCCGGAUAUCUAAAGAACCAGACGGUCUCGGCGCACAGCGAAUUGUCGAGUCGCUCCGUGAGCCGCGUGGUCAGCAGCUCCGCCCCCACAGAGGAUCUCUCCCCCGCCGUGGGCGGAGGCAUCGGGGGCUUCCCGGUGUUCGGAGGCGGUUACUCCGGCUCCCUGUCCCACCUGGAGGAAGGGGGCUUUGAGCAGGAGGAGGGGAAGGCCGAGGUCACCUGCAUGUGAGCUGGAAGGAAGCUGACUCAGCACUUUUUGGGCUGAUUUUAUGAAAGCCAUAAUAUUAAGAAGGAACAAGGAGCUGAAUCACUUUAUGACUUAUUUUUGAUCGGACAGCGAAAGAAGGGAAAGCUGCUCCACUGUUCAGACUGGAAUUUCUGCAUCAUCAAAUUUCAUCUCCAUCUUUACUGCUCAGUAUUUCUUAUAGAGAUCCUUCAGUCUUGUGCCUGAGACACAAAUAACUGUUUAGAUGACUUUUACAUGGUACUGCUAAUAUGCUGCAGCGGAACAAUUUUUUAUUUUAAUCCAAGGUAUUCUGUAAUUAAAGUGACUGUUAUGGCUUAAGCAGGGAUUUUACAGAUGUCAGUGUCGUAACGCAUCUGUUGCUGUUGUGAUCCACUUGAAGAUUAGAGAGAAAUGGAGCUGCAGGAGGUUGGAAAAAAAUCAUUCUUGUUGCAGAAAUGCUGAAGUAUUCGUGCUCUGCUCACACUUCAUAUGAGAGGCCUAAGUUAGACUUUGUACAAGUAGACAUACCAUUGGAACUUUUUACAUUUUCUUCUAAAAGGACAGAAUUGAGAUGUUGUUGUAGAUCAACACAUUUGUCAAGUUGAUGAACAAUUCAUCAACUUAAAGCACAAUUCACAAUUGAUGAACAAUUCAGAUUUUUCUGUGUGAAUAAUUGAUUCCUUCCUUUAAAAGGAAUCAGUUAUUUUCCUUUAACUUCACAAUAAUACGUUGUACUUUGGGUUGAUCUUUUGGAGAAAAAAAUAUCCCAAUAAAACACACAAGUACUUGA
This is a messenger RNA of Xiphophorus hellerii (green swordtail), 2383 nucleotides long. It is a transcript of the gene rftn2, whose product is annotated as raftlin family member 2. Bases 274 to 1596 code for a protein of 440 amino acids. The transcript has 9 exons. The record is from RefSeq and is a predicted model, not a curated record. Lineage: Eukaryota; Metazoa; Chordata; Actinopteri; Cyprinodontiformes; Poeciliidae.